UUCCUUGAGCCUCAGAGAAGGUGGAAGUAAAUGUUUGGGGAACAUUUAGUAGUGAAAUAGCUAGGACUGGGAAUGGGAGACUCAUGGGAUCAUCGAUUUAGAGCUAGGAGGGGUCUCUGAGAGAAACAAGUCUAACCCCAUCAUUUUACAGAUGGGGAAGUAGAGCAUGUAAGUGACUUCCACAAGGACAUACAGCUAAUAAGAGACAAUCCAGGUCUGGGGCAAUGGAAUGUUAGAAAUAAAAGAACUCUUAGAGAUUCUUUGCUCCAGUUUAUCCCCAAUUUACAGAUGAAGAAACCCAGAAGUGAGGUGACAUACUUAUGUUUCUUCCAUAGCCGAUUCAUGCCAAGUCCCAGGCAGAGUACCUACUAGAUUGUUUCCCCUAAUUGGAAUCAAGAGUUGAAGUCACGGUAGAGAAUAAGGGUCAUAGUUUCAAGACUCCCAGCCCGACUCCCUAACAACAUACCUGCUAUUUAUGUAUGAACGAGCUAACAUCCCCGACAUAGAAUCUAAGCUCCUUGAGGUCAAGGCCUGCUUCAUUUUUGUCUUUGCAUCCCCAGUUCCUGGCAUAAUCCUGGGGAGCUUAAUGAGUGUUUUUUGAUUGGUUGAUCCUCAGGUGCCCCCGUAUUUGUAGUGGAGCCCCAGGAUGUGGUAGUGAGAGCUGGUGGGACUGUGGUUCUGCUGUGCCAGGCAGCAGGAGAGCCAAUACCCACGGUGGAGUGGACCCACGCCGGACAUCCCAUCCCGGUCAGCCAGCGGCUCCAGACCCUCCCCAAUGGCAGCCUGCAAUUCAAGGGUGUGGAGAUGGACGACACGGGGGAAUAUGAAUGCGUUGCUCAUAAUCUCCUAGGCGCUGCCACUGCCCAUGCAUUCGUGGCUGUGAAAGGAGACCCUAGAGGGAGCCGAGGCAGCAUGGUUGGUGAAAUCAAUGGCCAGGAAUUUGGUGUGGCCUAUCUCAACACCAGUGUGCUACAGGAAGAUGAUAACGGGGCCACCACAAUCCAGAGCAGCAUCAACAACAUCCCCCCAGAAGUGGGACCACUGAUGAGAAUUCUUGUGGUUGCCAUUGCACCCAUUUAUUGGGUCUUGGCAGGACAGAGUGGGGAGGUCCUAAAUGGCUAUUCUCUGACCAGGGGCAAUUUCAGGCAGGAGUCCCAGGUGGAGUUUGCUACAGGGGAACUGCUCCACCUGACGCAGGUGGCCCGGGGUUUGGACAGAGAUGGCCUGCUCCUCCUUGAUGUGGUUGUCAAUGGUUUUAUCCCUGAGGUGUUGGCUGUAGCCCAACUGCAAGUGCAGAAAUACUUAUAA
Molecule: messenger RNA, 1308 nt
Organism: Gracilinanus agilis (Agile Gracile Mouse Opossum)
Lineage: Eukaryota; Metazoa; Chordata; Mammalia; Didelphimorphia; Didelphidae
Product: hemicentin-2-like
Exons: 5
Coding region: 805-1308 (167 amino acids)
Cellular component (GO): plasma membrane
Source: RefSeq, a predicted model, not a curated record